AUGGCGAUCAAGAAAGCACCAACCUGUCUCGACCUCUGCGUGACCACAGAUGACUUCGAGGCGGCAGCGAAAGAGACUCUUUCUGAAAAGUCAUGGGUCUACGUGUCGAGCAGUGCUGCAUCAGGUCUGUCACACCAAUCAAACUUGGACGACUGGUCUCGCAUCAACUUCCGGCCUCGAAUCAUGAGAAACGUCAACUCUAUAGAUACAUCACGAAACAUCCUGGGUCGAAAGUCUAAGCUUCCAUUCUUCAUAUCGGCCAUGGGCACUCUAGGUAGUGUUCAUCCUGGUGCUGAGCCGUUGCUAGUUGAAGGUGCAACUCGCAACGGCGUGGAUGUGGUGAUCAGCACGGCCACGAGUAAGCCUUUGGAGGCGAUCAUGAAAGCUCAUCUGGAUGAGCAGGAAAGGUUGGGGAACUUGAGUCCGUCAAGACUGGCCUUCCAGUUAUACGUUCCGUCUGACCGGAUGAAGGCCAGAGAAUUGAUUCAAAGGGUCAAGGCUGCUGGGUAUCAGAGUCUAUGGAUCACCGUGGACUCUUCGACUCAAGGAAAGCGCACAGCCGAUCGUUAUCUGCAGGCUCAGGAGAAAUUGGAUCAAGGUGGAGAGGUGGUGAGAGAAGCUGCAGCGGACAACGCAUUCGGACCAGCGUUUGGUGGUCGUCCAACGGCCGGAUACCUACAUCCCGCCUUGAACUGGGAAGACCUGGCAUGGAUCUCGCAAGAAUGGAAAGGGCCUGUAGUCCUGAAGGGGGUCCAAAGUGUUGAGGAUGUAAGACUUGCUGUUCAGUACGGCGUGCAGGGCGUUUUGCUGAGCAAUCACGGUGGUCGUCAAAUCCAUUCGGCACCUAGCGCACUGAUGACACUCUUGGAGAUUCACACCUAUUACCCCGAAGCAUUCGACAAGCUGGAAGUUUUCUUGGAUGGUGGACUUCGCGAUGGUGCAGAUGUUCUCAAGGCGUUGUGUCUUGGGGCCACUGCCGUCGGUGUUGGGAGACCAUAUGGCUACGCUCUUGCGGCAUAUGGAGCAGAGGGGGUUGAUAAGUGCACGUCAAUCUUGACUGAGGAACUCGAGAUUUGCAUGAAGAUGCUCGGUGUUUCAUCGCUUCAACAGCUUCACCCUGAUAUGGUCAAUGCCACCCGAUUGUUGAGUGAAAUGUGGCGACCAAUGAGCGUGAGGCCGAGGUUGUAA
Molecule: messenger RNA, 1188 nt
Organism: Penicillium longicatenatum
Lineage: Eukaryota; Fungi; Ascomycota; Eurotiomycetes; Eurotiales; Aspergillaceae
Exons: 1
Coding region: 1-1188 (395 amino acids)
Molecular function (GO): oxidoreductase activity; FMN binding
Source: RefSeq, a predicted model, not a curated record